CAGCGCUGUUCAAUCAAAUGUUGCGAUAAAAAUACUUGUAAAUUUACGCGAAACGCCAAAUGUGCUAGCGGGCUUUGUUGCAACCUUAAUACUUGUCAAUUAAAAAAAAAUUCACUUUGUCGAGAAGCUGCAGGCGAAUGCGAUGUUGAGGAGGUGUGUGACGGUGCAUCGAACCAUUGCCCAGUAGACAGGCACGUGAACAACACUACACCAUGCCAAGUUGGUGGUGGUGGUUUUUGCUUCGAUGGAGAAUGUAACAGUCACGACAAAGCCUGCCAAGCGUUAUACGGCAAUAAGUCGAUUUCAGCUCCCGAACAAUGUUACCAAAUGAAUAUGAAUGCUACCAAGUUUUAUAAUUGU
Helobdella robusta is the source of this 360-nucleotide messenger RNA. RefSeq lists its product as hypothetical. The record is from RefSeq and is a predicted model, not a curated record. NCBI's taxonomy places the organism in Eukaryota, Metazoa, Annelida, Clitellata, Rhynchobdellida, Glossiphoniidae. Gene Ontology annotation, molecular function: metalloendopeptidase activity. Gene Ontology annotation, biological process: membrane protein ectodomain proteolysis. The transcript is spliced from 3 exons. The annotation marks the transcript as partial.